Messenger RNA from Trypanosoma cruzi, 690 nucleotides. RefSeq names its product mucin TcMUCII, putative. The transcript has a single exon. Lineage: Eukaryota; Euglenozoa; Kinetoplastea; Trypanosomatida; Trypanosomatidae. The coding region runs from base 1 to 690 and encodes 229 amino acids. The record is from RefSeq and is a predicted model, not a curated record.
AUGAUGACGACGUGCCGUCUGCUGUGCGCCCUGUUGGUGCUCGCCCUGUGCUGCUGCCCGCCCGUGUGUGUGAAGGCUGAGACUCGGGAGAUCAUUGCUGUUCCUGAUGCUGAUACUGAGAGAAAAAGCACCAGUCCAUCGCGCCUUUCAUUAGAGAAUAUUCCGGCUGAAGGUGAAGAUAAUAUAAACGCACCCAAUCCACCGUCCAUUGCACCGGAGGCAGCCUCAGAGGUGGCCGGUCAGUCAAUUUUGUCAAGUAAUGGGUCCGGUGAGAGACCGGAAAAAAUUGACGAAGAUGGACAAGGUUUGAGCGAUCCUGGAAAGAAACCAAAUAACUCGACCAAUGAGUUACGGACAGAAACUAAUAACGGUACGACAGGGUCAAAAAAUGGCACGAGUCAGUCCGCAGACCAAACGGAUCCGAACGCCAAAGAUCCUGCCGCAACGACCGCAACGACCGCGGCACAGGUACAAAGUGAUAAGGCCACAACGACGACUACCACAGAGGCGCCAAGUAAAACCACUACAACAAAGGCACCACGUGAUACGACAACAAAACCGCCAACUACGACAACCACCCGCGCACCGUCACGUCUUCGCGAAAUGGACGGCAGCCUCAGCAGCUCUGCGUGGAUGUGUGCCCCGCUGCUGCUCGCCGUAUCCGCGCUGGCGUACACCGCUGUGGGCUGA